AUGGCUGAAGGAAAUGCGUCCAUCGACAGUGGAAACCAUCAAGCUGUAGCCGGGACUGAUGCUGAUAACAACAAUGGCACUACAAGCGCUACGCCCGACGUACCCAGCAGCGUCACUGAUACCACCUUGACUGAAGGAAGCAGCAGCGUUGAUGAAAGUACCGUGGCCGACGGAACCACCAGCGUUACGGAAACCGCCACGACUGACGUAACCAGCAGCGUCGUCAGUGAUACCACCGCUCCCGACGUAACCAGCAGCCUCGAUGAUACUACCGUUGCUGAUAUCACCGUGACUGACGGAAACAGCAUCGUUACGGAAACCGCCACAACUGACGUAACCAGCAGCGUCACUGGUACCACCGUUCCCGACGUAACCAGCAGCCUCGAUGAUACUACCGUUGCUGAUACCACCGUGACUGACGGAAAUAGCAUCGUUACGGAAACCGCCACAACUAACGUAACCAGCAGCGCCGUCACUGAUACCACCGUUCCCGACGUUACCAGCAGCGUUACGGAAACCGCCACGACUGACGCAACCAGCAGCGUCGUCACUGAUACCACCGUUCCCGACGUAACCAGCAGCGUUACGGAAACCGCCACGUCUGACGUAGCCAGCAGCGUCACUGAUUCCAUUGUUCCCGACGUAUCCAGCAGCUUCGAUGAUACUACCGUGGCCGACGGAACCAGCAGCGUUACGGAAACCGCCACGACUGACGUAAUCAGCAGCGUCACUGAUCCCAGCGUUCCCGACGUAACUAGUAGCGUCGAUGAAAGUACCGUAACUGACGGAAACAGAGGCGUUACGGAAACCAUGGCUGACGUAACCAGCAGCGUUACUGAAACUACCGUAUCUGACGUAUCCAGCAGCGUCACUGUAACCUCCACGGCUGACGUAACCACUGUGUCUGACGGAACGGGCAGCGUUACUGAAACGGCCUUGACUCACGUAACCAACAGCGUCACUACUAGUUUUAUGGAUCGAGAAGACAGUACCGAUUCAUUGGAUUCCAGUGAUAGUGACCAGGAUUUAGAAAGUGCCAACAACUCUAUCAACAUCUCAUUACCUAUGGACCACGAAGACAAUGACGUCACUUCAAUUGUCAUGGCCACCAGAGAGGACAAUGCAACCGUGAAAAGUAACAUCGAGAUUUCUUCUGGUAUGGUUGAAGAUAACACCAUCACCACUGCAGAUUUCCUGGACUGCAAGAGCAGCACCGAUUCCUGGAAUACCACCGAYAGCGAUUGUGAAGGUGCCAUGGCUUGUAGAAGUAAUAUUAACAACUCAAUUUCUGUUCUCUACGAUUUCAGCAGUGACAGUGACAGUGACGAAAAUUCUGUAGGUUCAGAGAGCCAUGUCAACAACGAUGUUCUCAUAGCAACCAAGGCGAAAGGGGAUCGCUCUCUGUUGGAACCACACCCUGAAAAGCUGCACAACGAUAACAUGCUGGAAAAACAGGAAAACGCUUCUAAGGGAAGCUUGGAUAAAAACAACGAUAACGAUGUCGAAACGUCAAACAUUUCCCUUGAUACCAAUAAUGACGUCGAUGAGGUUAAUGACGUAACCGAUAAUGACGCAAUGGGUAAUGACGUCAAUAACCUGCAACAGGGCUUCGUGACAGAGAUCCUGGAAGACAAUGACUUAGKGGCGUGUGGUGAAGAAGUUGAUAAACAAGAAGAYCCAAAGUCAGCGUCCAAUGAAGUCAUCGAUGACGUCGACAGUGACGUCACUAGUGAUGACAUCACUAGCGAUUCAGAAUGGUGUCUUGCCAUAGCAACACGAAAUAAUGACGCAUUCUURUCUAGUAGCUCCAGCAGCUUGAGCUCRGAUGACUCCGUGGAGCGAACCGUUGAUAUCUACACCGACCUGUACGAUGAUCUUGCCGYCACGUUCUGUGGAAGACUGCUUGGUAACAUCAGUGAUUUGUUCGUUAUUAACCAUUCAAAAUACGGUCAUAUGGUGAAGUUUACAAUCCCUCAACAAGCUUGGAUUCCACCUCAAUUCAGAGGAUGCGAAGCGGCUAUUGUGACCGACAGAUUCGCCCGGGCGAGCUUCAAUGCAAGCGCGAACAUGGCUGACCACGACA
This is a messenger RNA of Exaiptasia diaphana, 2083 nucleotides long. RefSeq names its product serine-rich adhesin for platelets-like. The transcript has 2 exons. The record is from RefSeq and is a predicted model, not a curated record. The annotation marks the transcript as partial. Lineage: Eukaryota; Metazoa; Cnidaria; Anthozoa; Actiniaria; Aiptasiidae.